AUGGCGAUACAGGGGGCGAUAGACGCCGGGUGUGGCACGGGGGAACUCUGCAGUUACAUCUCCCAACAGCCAGGCGUCGCUUCUGUCGUGGGCUUCGAUCUGUCACCUGAUUUCAUCAGCUAUGCUCGGACGAACAACUCCUCCCCAAACGUGCGGUACCACGUGGCCGAUGCCGCGGAUCCAUCAACGAUCAAGCCGGAGUGGCGGGGCGCCUUCAGCAAGGUGGUGUCUACCUUCGUUCUGCACUGGGUCAAAGACAAGCCGACGGCGCUUAACAUGCUCAACUCUUGUCUGAAACCCGGUGGCGAGAUCGUGUUUUUGUGCGUUAGUGAUAAAAGCAAGUUCCAUGAGAAGUAUCCGCACUGCUACAUCUCCAGAGACCAGGUGAGGGGAGUCAUCCGUCCCACUCUGCCACACCUGAGCUACCUUCCCGAAGACAAGCAGGAGGAGUUCGUGGAUGAGCUGAUAAAGAUGGCCGAGAAGCGUCACUGGAUCACGGGAGAAGAAGCCCCUACAGUGCAUGAGGUACUAGGUGUACAUGGCUAUUCGCGCUCGAAAGAUAUGAGUUUCAAGACGCAGCCGACCGCUGUUAGUUUUUAG
This is a messenger RNA of Branchiostoma floridae (Florida lancelet), 600 nucleotides long. RefSeq names its product biotin biosynthesis bifunctional protein BioCD-like. The record is from RefSeq and is a predicted model, not a curated record. The transcript is spliced from 4 exons. Gene Ontology annotation, molecular function: S-adenosylmethionine-dependent methyltransferase activity. The coding region runs from base 1 to 600 and encodes 199 amino acids. Lineage: Eukaryota; Metazoa; Chordata; Leptocardii; Amphioxiformes; Branchiostomatidae.